UCUACCACUCCAUGGAACGAUGCAGCGGAGUAUGUGGAUUACGUCAUAGCCUCCCUCCGUUUUCUUUCGACACCUUCGUCCGUUUUCUUCACCGCCCGUGCGACCCUGCAUCCCUUGCUGCCACACGGAUUAUGUUUGGGGUGUUAAUGGCGCUGGAUGUGGUGCAAGAACGCGGUAUGAGUGUGGCGGACAUAAAGUGGGGGGACUCAACUAAAUGUCGAUUUCCCUUGCUGGAGGUGUUGCAUCCUCUGCCGCUUCCGUAUAUGGUUCUCUUGUACGCCGUGAUGUUUAUUUGCUCCGUCAUGAUGUGCCUCGGCCUGAAGUGGCGCGCUUCCUGCAGUGUCUUCGUGGCUUCCUACUGGUACUUGUUCCUCCUGGACAAAUCCUCGUGGAACAACCACUCCUAUCUGUACGGUCUCCUGUCGUCCAUUCUGCUGCUGUCUGAUCCUCAUCGAUGCUGGUCCUUAGACGGAACAACGAAGCCAGGCCUCCGCGACAGCCACGUCCCCUUCUGGAGUUACGUCCUCCUCCGAACCCAGGGUUUCCUUCUCUACUUCUUGGCCGGGAUCAAGAAACUAGACCCCGAUUGGCUGUUGGGUUACUCGAUGCAGAACCUCUCCGAGCACUGGGUCUUCUCGGUGUUCAGACCGAUCCUGAGCAACAAAGCCAUCGACUACUUCGUCAUCCACCUGGGAGGCUUCACCCUGGACCUCACCAUCGGCCUGCUCCUCCUGUGCGAGUCCACGAGGAAGGUCGCCCUCGUCUUCGGAUCCGCCUUCCACCUCAUGAACUCGCAGAUAUUUUCUAUAGGUAUGUUCCCUUGGGUGUGCAUAGCGACCCUGCCCAUCUUCUGCAACCUGUCGUGGCCGCGACCUCUCCUGUCGUCGCUCCAGAACCUCCUCCGGCUUCCUCUCAGAACCCUCCGCGACCGGUUCAUAACAGCCGAACAGAACAGCGUCGAGGAACCUCCAGCGGCCGACGACGCCACGACCUCCAGCUGGUCGUCCAUCUCCCGGCAGGAGAAGAUCCGCCUCUACACCUCCAGGAAGGGCGCGAAUGGCACGAGGGAGCAAAGGGCAUCUGGCACGGAGAGGUCGAAUGCUGGGGAGACGAAACUGGGGGAUAAACAGAUGGCGAAGGGGGAAGGGGAGAAUACGGAAGAGAGAGAGAGGAGGGCGAAGGAAGAGGGAGAUAUGUCGAGAACUCUUCAGAGAAAUUCCGCUUGUGUUUAUGAAGACACUGACCAAGAAGUAACUAUGAGGCAAAAGGUGACGAGCGUGUUAAUCGUGGCUUACCUGUGUCUGCAGCUGUUUAUGCCCUUCUCCCAUUUCAUCACCAAGGGAUACAACACCUGGACUGACGGACCUUACGGAUACAGCUGGGACAUGAUGGUUCACUCCUGGGACACUCUGCACGUCAAGAUCACAGUGGUCAAGCAGGACACCGGAAAGAAGUUCUAUAUUGACCCUAAUGUGUACGUGCACAACGGGCGCUGGACCAGCCACGUGGACAUGGCCGUGCAGUAUGGGCGCUGCAUCGAGAGUCGCCUCCGCGCCCACGGCUACGCCAACAUCUCCCUGCACUUCGACGUCUGGAGGUCCCUGAAUGGGCGGUUUCAGCAGCGAGUGUACGACCCUAGUGUGGAUAUUCUCACAGCUCCCUGGUCACCGUGGGAGAAGACGCCGUGGGUGUUGCCGGUGCUGGUCGAGCUGAGUCAAUGGCGUGAUAAAUUGAGAGAACUCCAGGAAGGACAAGUAUCUCCUUAUUCGGACAGGAUAUUUGUAGCGGACUUUCCCGGGAUGAUGCUGGAAAACUUCCUCAGUGAAGAUAUUUCCAACGUAACGAUAGAGGUCCUGCAGGGGGAAGUGCGUGUUCUCGUCCCAGUGGUGGAAGGCGGGACUGCCUCCGUUGACCACCAAGACGACGAGAAAAGGGCGGAAGAGCUAAUACAGAAAGAAGCCUGGAAGGUAGUACAGCUGAACAACACGGCAGAAAUCGUCGAAGACAGUUGUCACCCGAAGAACUUCCUCGCUUUUGGAGAAUGCUUCCCCGACGAUUCGAACGAAGCCAAAGACUUAAAGGUUCGUUCAGUGGUUCUCCGUGAGGGCGAGUCCAUGGCCCUUCCCAGCGGCUCUUUCCACUCCGUCGUCACCACUUCGGCGACGCCCUCCUCCUACAUGUACACCUUCGUGAAUACAACCAUACAGAAGCUAAUCACCGGCAACACCAACACGGAACACUCUGGUGCCCCUAAACCUACGAAAGGCUGCAGCAACCCCAUCACCCAAAAUUAUUUCACACCCACAAGCAAGAAACCCAAGACCGCAUCGGAUUCCAAAGACUGUAAGACUAAACCAGACGAAGCCAAGCCACCCAUCCACACACCUGAUGGAGACAAGAACGUGCAGUCUUACCAGCAUGGGACAGGGGCCAGCGGGAUGGUCUGCAGUGUGCCGACUGUCUUGGAUUUCGUGAAGUUUGUGAGAUUGAAACUUGCCACUUUCUACAGGAGUGUCAGGCUGCUGCGAGACGCCUGCAGGUAUAUUGUUACGGGAAUUCCCAUGGAAGUAGCCAGGUAAUACACCUAUAAGGUUCUCAAAAGCUUUUAAC
Penaeus vannamei (Pacific white shrimp) is the source of this 2610-nucleotide messenger RNA. The record is from RefSeq and is a predicted model, not a curated record. Lineage: Eukaryota; Metazoa; Arthropoda; Malacostraca; Decapoda; Penaeidae.